Messenger RNA from Salvia miltiorrhiza (redroot sage), 775 nucleotides. RefSeq names its product probable pectin methylesterase CGR2. Gene Ontology annotation, biological process: pectin metabolic process. The record is from RefSeq and is a predicted model, not a curated record. The transcript has 5 exons. Lineage: Eukaryota; Viridiplantae; Streptophyta; Magnoliopsida; Lamiales; Lamiaceae. Gene Ontology annotation, molecular function: methyltransferase activity. Bases 99 to 770 code for a protein of 223 amino acids.
CAUCAUUCACUAAAGGUCUCUGUGCUUCCUGGCUUCAAAAACUUGUCCUUAUCUUCUGGUCCUUUCAAUCCUCGGCAGGUUCUUCAAACUCUUAAGCGAUGUCAAGAAGACCCAAUGCUGCUCGCCGUAUUGGAGAUGGCGGGAGCAUUCCUUUUGUCGGGGCAUUGCAUUCCAAGGCCCAAACUUCUCCACUAUUAUCCAUUGGAAUUUUUGUUGUGGGAGCAUUGCUGGUUGUUGGUUAUCUUUAUCACAGUUCAGGUAGCAGGAGUGGUGACAUAAAUAGUUUAAGUAGACUUGAAGGUGGUGUUUCUUGUACUCUAGAAGUUCAGAAAAUAAUACCUAUUCUGAAGAAAACAUAUGGUGACAGCAUGAAAAAGGUAUUGCAUGUUGGUCCUGAAACCUGCUCGGUGGUCUCUCAAUUAUUGAAACAAGAGGAUACAGAAGUCUGGGGUAUAGAGCCUUAUGAGUUAGAUGAUGCUGAUGCCAGCUGCAAGAAUCUAGUUCGCAAAGGCAUCGUGCGAGUGGCUGAUAUCAAAUUUCCCCUUCCGUACAGGCCUAAGACAUUUUCCCUCGUCAUAGUUUCAGAUGCAUUGGAUUACUUGUCUCCUAAGUAUCUUAACAAGACUGUUCCACAGCUAGCGAGGGUAGCUUCUGAUGGCUUAGUUAUAUUAUCUGGUUACCCAGGUCAGCAAAGAGCUAAAGUGUCGGAGCUUUCCAAGUGGGGGCGCCCGGUAAUUGUCAAAAUUUAUUUUAUUUUUGGCACUUAUUAAUAGGC